Polypterus senegalus (gray bichir) is the source of this 1743-nucleotide messenger RNA. It is a transcript of the gene exosc2, whose product is annotated as exosome component 2. NCBI's taxonomy places the organism in Eukaryota, Metazoa, Chordata, Cladistia, Polypteriformes, Polypteridae. Gene Ontology annotation, biological process: poly(A)-dependent snoRNA 3'-end processing; CUT catabolic process; nuclear polyadenylation-dependent rRNA catabolic process. The record is from RefSeq and is a predicted model, not a curated record. Gene Ontology annotation, cellular component: cytoplasmic exosome (RNase complex); nuclear exosome (RNase complex). Gene Ontology annotation, molecular function: RNA binding. The transcript is spliced from 9 exons. The coding region runs from base 58 to 936 and encodes 292 amino acids.
GUCAUCACCAGGCGCCGCCCCUACGCCAUCAAUCGCGCCGAAAUUCUGAAGCUGAGCAUGGCGGCUGACAUGCGUCUUCCCGCUCCUCGGAAGCGUUCCACCAAUUUACCGAAGGAGCAUGGCAAGCAUCUCGUGGCUCCUGGUGAUGUUAUUACUACGGACUCUGGCUUCAUGAGGGGUCAUGGAACAUACAUGGACGAUGAAAAGCUUGUGGCAUCUGUUGCUGGAGUGGUGGAGCGUGUGAACAAGCUGAUUUGCGUCAGACCUCUGAAAACUAGGUUCAAUGGAGAAGUUGGGGAUGUGGUGGUUGGCAGAAUAACAGAGGUUCAGCAAAAAAGAUGGAAAGUGGAGACAAAUUCUCGCUUGGAUUCAGUGCUACUGCUAUCAUCUGUUAAUCUUCCAGGUGGAGAGCUAAGACGAAGAUCUUCUGAAGAUGAAUUGGCUAUGAGGGAAUAUUUACAAGAGGGAGACCUCAUCAGUGCUGAGGUGCAAUCAGUGUUUGCAGAUGGUGCUUUGUCUCUUCACACCCGUAGUCUUAAGUAUGGCAAGCUGGGUCAAGGUGUGCUGGUGCAAGUGUCUCCUUCAUUGAUAAAACGACGUAAGACUCAUUUCCACAACCUCACUUGUGGUGCAUCUAUCAUUCUAGGAAAUAAUGGUUAUGUGUGGAUAUACCCAACUCCAGCAGAGCAAAACGAAGAGGCCGGGGGCUUUGUGACUAAUACUGAGCCAGUUCCCCUCUCGGACAGGGAAGUAAUCUCAAGGUUACGGAACUGCAUUCUUGCAUUGUCUGUGCACAAGAUGCUGCUGUAUGAUACCAGCAUUCUGUACUGCUAUGAAUCUGCAUUCCAUCAUCAGAUCAAGGACAUUCUGAAGCCAGAAAUAAUGGAGGAGAUAAUCGAAGAGACAAGACGGCGUAUUCUGGAACAGGAGGGUUAGGGGAAAAAUAAAUGCUUCCCCCAGGUUGUUCAGUGGGUCGAAAGUGGUUGACAGACCAUGGUAGUGACUACUGAGAAUACUCUUCAAGGACAACCGUUUAUGCACUCUCUGUUGAAGAAUACACCUUGACCUGGCACAGGACCAAUAGCCACCCACCUGUCACACGGAAGUGGAUAAGCUUCUUUCAGAGCUUUGUUUUAUAGGCUGCUUGCAACUUUCUGAGUUCUGUAUAGAUCUUGGUUUAUUUUUUUUAUUUUGUACAAAGACAAAUACUCCACAUUCUAAAGAUCUUUUGUGUGAUUGAAAGUACAUCGCCAAUCAGAUUGAAAAGAGCGAAGUGGCUGUUUUAGCUAAUGAACAUCCUUGAAAGCCCUUUGUUGAAGUAAGCAUAUUAUUUGUUUUACAGUGUAAAGCUGGAAAAAAUGCAAUAUGAGCCCAUACCAUAGAAUUAAAAACAAAAAAAAUAAUAAUGUGUAUAACAAAAUGUCCUGUUGUUUGGCAUAUCCUCGAUCCCUUUUGAGGUCCUUUACAACAGCGAUCUUGGAAGACCUUGUGUGUUCCUUGUAUUUCUUUAGUAGGCAUACAUAGAUGUGAGAGUUUCUUUUAUCCAUAAUUUUUUUUGAUUGCUAUUUUAUUUAACGCUCUGCACCAUCUCAGACUAAUAACCUUGACACAGAAUUAGUCUAAGUAACUGUCUGGGUGAGUAUUAAGUACCAAACCAGUAGGUUUGUGAGUUACAUUUGAAUGUUUUAUUAGCUGUAGGUUCUGUUUCAGUCAAUCAAACAAAAAAUCAAAAGUUUAAACAGA